AUUUGUAGAAGGAUUAUAAUUUUUGUUUCUUUUUAUUAGAUGUUUGUAAUUCUAUAAAUUUACGUAAAUAAAGAGGAUUUUAAAAUACAACAGACCAAGUCCCCAUUUAACCCAAAGCCCCAGGAACCAGACGUUCCAGUUUUUAUAUUACUGUUAUUUCCAGGAGCUCUCCCAGGGGGUUCAGGUUUGAAAUUUUAGAACCUUUGAAGCUGGCUGUCCUGCCCUAUUUACAGCCUGGGAUUUGAAAUGGCUCCCUUAAAAUGUUCCCUCUUUCCACAACCAAGGGUCGCUCUGGGUCAUACUUGCUCCUGUUCCUCUGAAAAGCCCCUUGGCCUCCUUCACGGGGACAUCCCUCUGUUAUAUAAUGUAAUGCCUUGGUGAACCCAAGCUGGGUCUGAUUUAGCCCUUUCAGUUAGGCAUGAUAACCCUUAAGCCCGAAGCUCCCUCCCAAUAUCAGUGCCAAACUGGCCCCCCUUUUCAGUUAGCUGUAGAUUUCCUUGGGAGCUGUCAGAACGGACAAAAUCUCUUUGGGCUGCAGACGAGCUAAAGCAAGGCUGGACUGGAGAACAAGCAUUCAGCCCUUAGCCCAACUUUCCCAUAAACUGGUUUGAGAGGAGCUCAGGAGACGAAGCCAGAAGGUGGCAUUCCAGGUAUGUCGCUGAGAAUUUGAAUAUUCUAGGUGUGUGCGAGAAAGCUAAAAGUAAGAGCUGUUCAACAGUGGAACGGACUCCCUUGGGAGGUUGUGGACUCUCCUUCCUUGGAGGUUUUUAAGCAGAGCUAGGCUGGCCUCCUGUCAUGGAUGCUUUCAUUGAGAUUCCUGGACUGGAUGACCCUGGGGUCCCUUCAAGUUCUACAGUUCUACAAUUCUAAAAGCACACUCCCUGAUUCUCGAUACAUGUGAGAUGCGCUAUUUAUCAUACCACCUACAGUAAAUCCCAUUUGGUUUCAUAGGGCAUGCUCCCUGGUGUGUCUGUGUGUGUCUGUCUCUCUGUGUGUAGGAUUCCAGACUGAGCUGCAAUCUGGAAAACAUCCUUAAGGUGCCUUAGGCAAGCUUCUUUCUCCCAGCCUUCAUACACCACCCCCCACAUCUGUCAUAUGGAGGUAAUAAUACUAUUUGAAGUUUGGGGAGGGGUUAGUCUAAAUGCUACCUGAGGUGCUCCACAUAGCCCUGUAAUUCUUGGUUGUCAAACUGAGGUUUCAGUUAACAGAAUAGGUGGCAUUGGUUGUUGUUGUGGAAAGGUCAAUGAUUGUUUUUAGAGAGGAAUUUCAAAGGGAAGCCCUAGAAUGCAGUGGCGUAGCAUGUCUUCAUAGCGCCCGGGAUGGUUGCCCCAGGUUGCAUGGAGGGCAACAUGAGGAGGACGCAGCAGGCUGGGCAUGCCUCCUUCCAACCAGUCCAAUCGGAGGAGCACAAGACUCUUGCUUCUUCCUCAUUCCCUGCCAGCCCCACACUGCUUUGUGAGGCUGGGAUGUGGGAUCGGACUCACAAAGCAUUGCAGGGCUGCUAGGGACCAGGUGAGGAGCAAAGUGCUCCCUCGGAAAAACUGCGCCUGGGGCAAGGGCCCCCUUCAGUCUGCCCAUGCUACGCCUCUGUCGCAGUGAAACUGCUACAUCACAAGAUCCUAUCUCCAUUUCUGGCAUUUCAUUUCCUUCUGACCCCACACCCCUGUAAUUGAGAAUCACGCCAUGUUUGUGAUGAUAUAGACUCUAGUUCAGCACGUCUUGUGCGGGAAUAGCCAAUGUUUGGUCCUUUGAAGUGCCUCAGGACUCUCUCAGGUUUUUGUUCUUGGUCCUCAUCAGAACAACUGAUUCAGCAAAGCCAUUAUUAGCUCCUGAUCAAGGCUGCAAUACUAAACCCAAUUAACAGUGGGUGGGUGGGGAUGACUACAUGCUAUUUAAUCCAAUGCAGCUGGCUUCGGAGCAGCCAUAGGACUGCAGAUCACAACAUUGUCAACUUGGGAAGUGGGCCUCAUACGAUUACAGCUGCUACCUGGGAGCAAGGCACAUAAAGAUUAUGUUCACUGCCUCUGAUCUUGGUGUAUUUGAUCUGCUGAUGGAAUCCAAGGAACCAUUGACUUCAGUGUCUAUUGCCGAACGUCUGGGUACCAGUCCCUUUGGGAUGGAGAGACUGCUGGAUGCCUGUGUUGGCUUAAAGUUCCUGCAAGUGGAGAGGAAGGACAACCAAACACUUUAUGGAAAUACCGAGCUUGCCAAUCUCUACCUUGGCAAAAGAAGCCCAAAGACUCAGUAUUAUUCUUUGAAGUUCAAUGCUGAAUUUGUCUAUACGAGAGCCCAGCACCUGGCUGAUUCUGUGAGGGAAGGAGAGGCUCAGACAUAUAGAUUAAGUGACAGUUCUACAAAAAAUUUCUAUGAGGCUAUGUACAGAACAGAGAGCGGCUUGCGAGAAUUCAUGGAGUUUAUGCGUGAGAUGUGGAGUCUGUGUGGUCGAGAUGUGUUGAAUGCCUUUGAUCUCUCUCAUUUUCCACUCGUUUGUGAUGUGGGAGGAUGUAGUGGUGCCCUCGCAAAGGAAUAUAUUUCAUUGUAUCCAAAUUCUACAGUGACCAUUUUCGACCUACCUGAAGUAGUGGAAACAGGAAAGAAGCAUUUUGUCUCCUCAGAGGAACACCGGAUUACAUUUCAUGAAGGUGAUGCUUUUAAAGAUCCAAUUCCAGAAGCUGACCUGUAUAUUUUGGUUAGGAUCCUACACUGCUUUAGUGAGGAGAAGUGUGUGCAGCUGCUAACCAGACUGCACAAAGCCUGCAAGCCUGGUGGUGGAGUUCUAGUAGUGGAAAUAGUUCUCAAUGAAGACAGAACAGGGCCAUUCGAAGCUCAUAUGUAUGCUGUGGUCAUGCUGCUUGUUACUCAAGGGAAAGAACGGACCCCGUCAGAGUACAAUGCGCUUCUCAGUGCCGCCGGCUUCAAGGAUAUUCAGCAAAAGAAAGCAAUCCUCUUUGAUGCCAUUUUAGGAAGAAAAUAAUGUUGACCAAAACAUUCUAUGAGUGCCGUGUGACUGAACGGAUAUAUUUGAGCCUGAUUCUUUGCAGCCAUAACCAAGCAUGCUUGCUACCCUGGAUCUUAGCCAAAAGGCCAAGAAGCGAUGGAACUGAACGUUUUUAACUGCUAUACUGUACUUUGGCAAAUCGUCGCUAUGUGGAAAUAUUUCGCACCCUUUAGCAUUACGGUUGGAUUCUAAGAGAAACUAAGACAAUAAUAAAAAUGGCUAUAUCUAAACCGCUGUUGUAUUAGUAGUUGUCAUAUUUUUUAUAGCAGUGUUUCUCCAGCUGUUUUUAAACUACAACUCCCAUCAUCCCCAGCUACCAGUGGACAGGGAUGAUGGGAAUUGUAGUUCCAAAACAGCAAGUUGGGGAAACACUGAUUUAUAAGUUGGUUUCAUAGAGAGAUCUUGAAGCAGUUUCCUUCUUCUAGAUGGAAGUUGGUUGGUUGGUUGGAGCUGAUGGGAGUUGAAGUCCAGCAACAUUAGGGAGGCCACAAAUUCCCCAUCCUUGUCUUAGAGUAUUGGACCAGGGCCACAGGAAGCUCCCAUGUGCAAAGUAGAGAAGGUGUGAUUUAGUUGGUGAUCAUCAUCCUUGUGGGCUCUGGCUAGACCAGGCAUCCCCAAACUUCGGCCCUCCAGAUGUUUUGGACUACAAUCCCCAUCAUCCCUGACCACUGGUCCUGUUAGCUAGGGAUCAUGGGAGUUGUAGGCCAAAACAUCUGGAGGGCCGCAGUUUGGGGAUGCCUGGGCUAGACCAUUCCUACAAGCUGUAGGUUCCAUUGUGGCAGGAAGGACUGCAUCCAAACUGGCCUUGACUCUCAUGUUGCUUGCCAAAUUCCUUUGCUUGCUUGAUCCCAGUGGAGACUGAACCAGUACAGCAAAUAAGGCACUGCUCUCCACUCAGACAGGCCCCUGCCCCUGCCUGCCUGCCUUCUUACUUACAGGAAGACCAGGGGAUGGCAGUGGCUUUCCUGUUCCUCCUACUGGGUCUUAGUGUUUUCACCUCCAACAGGGAGGAAGAUGGGGACAAAGCUGGAAUGAGCUGGCUCUGGCUCCAUUGAUCAUUGGCUCUGGGUCCACCUCCAUUUGGCCUUCCUGCCUCGCACCCUACAAGUCUCAAUGGGCACCAGCCACCUCUGCUGGAUCCUUUGUCAUAAUGGAAUAUAUUAUAGACCUCAACCUUGUGACUGCCUUCACAAUAUCAUUCAAUCUGUGCAUUUC
This is a messenger RNA of Zootoca vivipara (common lizard), 4213 nucleotides long. Its product is annotated as acetylserotonin O-methyltransferase. Lineage: Eukaryota; Metazoa; Chordata; Lepidosauria; Squamata; Lacertidae. Gene Ontology annotation, molecular function: O-methyltransferase activity; protein dimerization activity. The record is from RefSeq and is a predicted model, not a curated record.